Messenger RNA from Emericellopsis atlantica, 2283 nucleotides. Its product is annotated as PhoD-like phosphatase-domain-containing protein. Lineage: Eukaryota; Fungi; Ascomycota; Sordariomycetes; Hypocreales; Bionectriaceae. The coding region runs from base 1 to 1881 and encodes 626 amino acids. The record is from RefSeq and is a predicted model, not a curated record. The transcript is spliced from 9 exons.
AUGCAGUACAAGAUCAUCUAUGCCGUGGCGGCCCUUCUCGGGUCCACAGCUGCGAGUUUCUCAGGCAAUCUGAACUAUGCCUCCCCCUCAAGGCGACACGCGCGCCUGGGCAUCGACACCAACAUUGUUGAGCGCAGGUCGUGGAAACGCGACAACGUGGCCUACGAGCCGUCAGAGCUCAACUUUACCCACGGCGUGGCGUCUGGUGACCCGUGGCCGGAGAGCGUGAUCCUCUGGACCAGAGUGGCACCCAGCAACAAGUCAGAAGACAGCACUGCACCCGUGGAGGGCACGGCGCCACUCUGGAGCCAUGAGACUGAACAGUUUGUUGAGGCCGAUCCUAACCCAAUCUGCGUCGAGUGGAAGGUCUAUCUGGGCAAGAAGAACGAGACCCAGCAGAUUGUGUCGCAGGGAGUCACUCACACUACAUCUGAUAUUGACUUUACAGUCAAGGCAGGUCAAGUGGAGGCCCAGGGCCUUGAGCCCCUGACGGAGUAUAACUACCAGUUCAACGUCUGCAACUCGGACGUGAAGAGUCCAGUUGGCCGGACGAAGACUGCACCCACCGCCGAUGAUGAUGUCUCAUCCCUCAGUUUUGCUGUCUUCUCUUGCAGCAACUUUCCCAAUGGCUACUUCAAUGCCUACGGAAACGCAGCCCGCAAGGAUGAGCAUGACUGGGUGCUGCACCUGGGUGACUACAUCUACGAGUAUGCUGCUGAGGAUGACGCGACCGAACGUGUAUCAAUCCCUUCCAACGAUAUCUUCACCUUGUACGACUAUCGUGCGCGGCACGGCCAGUAUCGCACUGACCCAGACCUGCAGUUGCUGGCGCGGGACUAUGCUUGGAUCACUACCUGGGAUGAUCACGAGGUCGCAAACAACGUGUAUCGCGAUGGAACAAGCGGGUUGAACAACACCGAAGACUCAUUCUUGAAUGAUGGUCCGGAGAUCAGUGUCGACACACGCAAGGUCAACGCUGUCCGCGCGUACUUUGAAUGGAUGCCCAUACGUCAAACGGACCUGGAUGAUGGCCUUCGGAUUUGGCGCUCGUUCCAGAUGGGCAAGCUCCUUGACCUCAUCAUUCUCGACACCCGCGUUUAUGAUCGCUCAAUCACAUCUCUGGGGUGGAAUGACGACUACAUCGACCUCAUCCGGGAUGACCCCAGCCGCACUUUGAUGGGGGCUCGCCAGGAGAAUUGGUUCUACAACUCGUUGUCGACAUCGGCUGAGCGAGGGGCCACUUGGCGGCUCGUCGGAAACCAGAUCAUCAUUUCUCGGAUUCUCAAAGACGACGAGGGCUCCCUCAGCGGGGACAAUUGGAAUGGGUACAUUGCCAACCGCAACAGAACUCUCAAGCACUUGUACGACAACAAUAUCGGCAACAACAUCUUCCUCGCAGGCGACAGCCACCAGAAUUGGGUCUCUGACCUCGUCUGGCUCGAGGAGAAGGAGUAUGACAUGGAGACCGGCCAAGGUGCUGUGGGUGUCGAAUUCGCCGGGACAGCCGUCACCUCCAGCGGUCAAUCGGGCCCCAUUGAGCCCAAAGCUGGGGACUACGCCCGUGCGAUGAUUGAGCGAAACGACGAGUUGAUGUGGCAGGAGGGCUACUACCGCGGCUACUUCCACCUCAAGGUGGCCCCGGAGAAGCUCACGGCGCAAUUCUACGGCUCGCCUUCUGUUGCUACGCGCAACCCGUGGGACAUUCCCCUCGCCAACUUUACCGUUGUGGCGAACGAGAACCACCUCGAGCGCCCCGUCGCAGGGGGGGAGGCAGAGUCGGGCGCGCUGAGGUUUGGCAAUGUCAAGCAUACCAACUUGACCCUGAACACGGAGACCGAUGAGUGGGAGGUCAUUGGUUUCGACCAGAUGUUCAUCAAGUGACCGAUUAGGUGGGUGGACUACAAGGGAAACAUUGGUAUCAUUCAAACGAUGAAAGAGCCCAACUUAUGUCAAUUUGCAGUUCAAAGAUUGACUCUACCACAUGCCGGAGGCAUCCCAUAAUAGGGUAUAAUUACUUCUCAACCCGGGUGACAGUGGCGGUUUGUGCUUCUUUUUCAGGGUCAUCAAUGUCCUCCGCCAACGCGCGCUCCUUAUCAGAGCCACCGUGUUGGAACUGGCGAGCCACGGCGUCGGGAUCUCCCUUGCGUCCCGUAUCGAAGAGGACUGAGACUUCCUCAAUGGACAUGCCCCUGCAUAAUCUGUAAGCAAAGCCCUGAAGAGGAUCUCUUUGUGAUUCGAUACGUACCGAGUCUCGGGGAAGAAGAACAGGAUGAGCACGAGGUA